Molecule: messenger RNA, 2439 nt
Organism: Papilio xuthus (Asian swallowtail)
Lineage: Eukaryota; Metazoa; Arthropoda; Insecta; Lepidoptera; Papilionidae
Exons: 2
Coding region: 183-719 (178 amino acids)
Source: RefSeq, a predicted model, not a curated record
GUCGCGCUGCGCACACGUCGUUACAUUCGCGCGGUUUAUUUUUGUUUCACUUUUGCCUUUAUACUUUUUUAUCGUCGAGGACGAGACGACGAAUCGCUCGCUGCUCGGUGCUAGUGUUUUAAACUUGUGACAUUGGUGUGAAUAUUAUUAAGAAUAAUAAUUACAUUAAUUUGAUUGCAAUAAUGUACAUGUCCGGAUUUUUUAUUUUCUCCUCCGAAUUAACUUCGAGAAUGACGCCACAAGAGGAGCGCGAGAACGCGCGCGGGGUGGAGAUCGCGGAUGCCUUCGAGGAGGAGAUGUUCGGUCCUCCGCGCACAGAGCCCGCCGCGCGCCCCAAGCUCUCCAUGAUCUCUGCAAGGCUGCGGGCCAACGAGGAGCGUAAACGAGUCAUCGAAAUAUGCUCGCAGAAGCUGGAGAACAUUGAGGACCCGGCGCGCGACCUCCGCCGGUCGGUGUGCAUCAAUAACACUUACUGCCGGCUGAGCGAGGAGGCGCGCAAGGAGAAGGAGGCGCGGCGGCGUCGUGCGCGGGAGGAGUGCGACGACUCGUGGGCGGGGAAGAAGGCGCGCCGUGAGGUGGAGGACGAGUGCCUCGCGCUACUGGACGCCAUCCCGGAGCUGGGCGACGCGAACCUUGGGUGCGCGCAACUGGCGCGUCAGUUGCCCCGGCAGGACGUACCACUGCUGCCGCCCAGCCUGCUCACCGUGCUCGACUCAUGACCGCGCCGCGCCACGCACCUCAACUCGCCGCUGUGACGCCAGCGAUCGGAAUGAGACGCGCUCGAGCCGAACGCGCUCGAAACGUUGACCGUGUUUCCGGACGUGCGCGCUCCAAACGACCCGGAGUGCGCUCCGAGCGAUCCGGGUCGCGCUCCGUACGGCGCCUCGCCGCCAUGAGCGACCAGCGCAUACACGUCACCCGGACACUCAACGUGUAGCCAAUUCUUUGUUGUCUAAGAAGAGUACUUACUUUGUUAGCAUGUUUUUUUUAUUAUUUAGUGAAAGUUGCUCAGGCGCCGCCGCCGCGGGGGGCUCCAAUUAGUGUUCGAUGAUGGUUCAAUCGGAGGACCCUGAGCAGCGUCCGCCACAGGACGCAAGGGAACGAGAAAUAAUCCAGGAAGUGUUGUUGGGUUACAUCGGAGAUAUAGUUGUAAGCCAUAAUGUUACAUUAUUAUAUUAUAUAAUUACUAAAGUAAAUAGUUUAUAAGUGAUAGUGCAAAUUACUGGGAACGGUCGCGAGAGCCUCGAAAGCGUAUAGUUUUUUUACUCGUUUUCUUAUGAUUAUUUUAUUUUAACUUUUAUUUGCGUUGUCGCGUUAGAGAUGGCUAUGUUUAAUAUUUCAAAUGGUAUCUGUUCCUCGCAUUCCGCAAACUUCGAAAGUAAAAGUUGAGCGGCGAGUGAGCGAGCUCGCCUGGCUCGGCUGGCGGCCGCCCGGUGGGCCAUCGCCAUCGCAUGCAACGUGCGACUGCCACUACCGUCGCCAGUUUGUUGUUAUAAUGAAACAAAAUAAAAGCGAGUAUUUUGGAAGUUAUGACGCGUGUUAAGCCGAAGGCAGCUCGUGAGGCUCGCGACCUCACUCGCGGAGAUCGGCAAGGGCAAAUGUUUGAGGGCCAACAGCCGAAUGUUUGAUGAAGCAUUGCAUUUUGACGAACAACUCUUUGUAUUUAAUUUGUUUUGUUAUGUUUUGAGUUGAACGUUCUUAUUUGCUUCUACGUUACCUUAUCUUAUAAUUUACGCCCUGUUACCAUACCUUAUUUAAAUCGGUUGAUAAAUCUAAUAAAGUUCGAUGGUUACAUAGCUUUUCGUUUUGAUACUGUAGCAACAAUUUAUAUUGUAACUUGUUUAUGUAAUUGUUAAUUUAUUGUUUGUAUGGGAUAAUCUUUUGCGAUGGCUAUACAACCUAUGCUUCGACGAGUAAUUGCGUUUUUCUAUUGAAAUCUUAAUUGUCGCAAAAUAUAUCGGUAGUUGCCCGCUUUGCCCCCUCCGUAUAGUAAGUAGGCACGUCGGGGGUGGUCGCGGUGCGGUGGGAGGGGAGAGGCGGGCAGGGGCGCGCCGUUCCCAGCACUCCUGUGAUAUUAGCCUAGACUGUUUGUCAUGUUCGUGCUAGUUUCCCCAUCUGACGAUUUUUUUGACAUUGUGCUUUGUAAAAAGUAACGCUUGAGAAAAUGAAUCCUUUUUCUAAAUCGGCGAUUUUAUACGGAUUAACCGGAUUUUGAAGCCGUUUAACCGGCGGUAGUGCGUUUAGAUAUCUCGUCACUGUACCAAUAAAUAUGUAGUAUGAUUUUUAUAUGGCGUUUGUAUGUUGAUAAGGAAAAUGUAUUAUAUAAUUAAGUGCUUGUAAUGCCUCAUAUACUAUGGAAAUUGAAUGGUCGAUGAAAUUCCGUUUAAAUUAUUUAAACUUUCGUGAGACAUUAUACUAAACUGAUAUAUAAACACGGCU